This is a messenger RNA of Zerene cesonia (dogface butterfly), 1122 nucleotides long. Its product is annotated as succinate dehydrogenase assembly factor 2-B, mitochondrial-like. Gene Ontology annotation, cellular component: mitochondrion. Bases 134 to 556 code for a protein of 140 amino acids. Gene Ontology annotation, biological process: protein-FAD linkage; tricarboxylic acid cycle; mitochondrial electron transport, succinate to ubiquinone. The record is from RefSeq and is a predicted model, not a curated record. NCBI's taxonomy places the organism in Eukaryota, Metazoa, Arthropoda, Insecta, Lepidoptera, Pieridae. The transcript has 3 exons.
UGUCAAUGUCAACGCUUCGAUUGCGUUAUUGCGAUUUUAUCCGUACCUAUUUAAUUUCAGAUAAUUCAUAAGAAACCAAAACUAAUAAAUUAAAUAUUUUGUUCAAAAUCACCGAAUCGAAAGACAUAUUAAAAUGAUGCGUUUACGUUAUGCUAUGAACACCGUAAAAAUGAUCCGAGGCAGUCGUUUUAUGAGUGAUACUACUCAGUCUGUGGACACAACCUACAUGGAAAUUCCUGUUUACAAUGUAGACAAACCACAAACAUUAGACAAGAGGAAGGCAAGACUUCAUUACCAGUCUCGGAAGCGUGGCAUGCUGGAGAAUGAUCUACUACUUAGCACUUUUGCUAAGAAGUAUCUAGAUGGUUUUUCUGAGGAACAGACUAUGAUGUACGACCGUCUCAUCAACUCUCCGAGUAAUGACUGGGAUAUAUAUUACUGGAUUGUAGAGAAGCAGCCAACACCCAAAGAGUUUGACAAUGAAAUAAUGGCCAUGCUUAAGAAACAUGCAAAGAAUGAGGAGCGAGUAGUUCUAUCACAACCAGAAUUAUAUUGAUUUUAGUAUAUUAUUCCAUCAGAUUCAACAUAGGUUCAAACCAAAAGUAUUAAAUCAAUAGAUUUAUUCUAUUUGCAGAACAUCUUCGGAUUCUAUGGGUUACCUUUGUAUUAUUUAAAUACUAUAUUUAAAUGAGAAUUUUUUCAGUCAAGAUUUUAUUUAAAAAUGUAUUCAUUGAUAGUGAAAGAAAAAGUCAAAAUUAACUUAAAUUUAUAAUAGGCUUACAGCUAUAGAUGUAUUCUUGUAAUACAAAAACUUAAAUUUUAUAUAUAUAAAUAGUAUAAUGAGAACUUGUUCUUAAUUUAUUUCUUUACUCUGUAUGAAUAAUACAAUUGUUUUAAUAGGUUUUUAAAUAUAGUAUAUACAAAUUACUGAAGGUUGAAUCUUAAAUGAAUUAAUUGAACUAGUAUCAACUUAAAUAAAUAACAGUUAGGUAACUGUAUACUGUUGACAGUUAAAUUUUGUGAUGUUAAUAUCAUAUAGACAAUAUUGUUCAAAUUAAUUUGUAAUUUAUUUAAAUGCUUAGUUUAGAAAGUUAAAUUCAAAUAUAAGUUGUUAAGCAUCUA